Olea europaea var. sylvestris is the source of this 1452-nucleotide messenger RNA. RefSeq lists its product as uncharacterized. The record is from RefSeq and is a predicted model, not a curated record. The coding region runs from base 377 to 1090 and encodes 237 amino acids. The transcript is spliced from 9 exons. Lineage: Eukaryota; Viridiplantae; Streptophyta; Magnoliopsida; Lamiales; Oleaceae.
AAAAGUGAAAAGAAAGGCACACGACUACAUGAGAUGUCGUUUUGGUCCCAAUUGAAAUUCAAAAACACUCAUCACUACCAAACGGCUCCAUCCAACUGAAUUAGGAAAAAUGCAAAGAAUUGAUAAUCGGUGAAGAGCAACAAAUAAUCAAAUCCGACGCCAACCUGAAGGAUUGAAGGGGAAUUUCAGACUUCUUGUGCUCGCUCCAUCCCUGGAUCAAGUGUGAUAAUUUACUUCGGCUGAAGCAGCCCCAUUUUUACAGUUUGUUCAACCCUCGCUUUCUAUUUUUCCCAAAAUUUCGAAGUGGAAACUGAUAUUCCGUCAAGCGUGAUAUUAAUUUCAGCUCAAUUUGGAGAAGAUAGAGUUGACAGUUUCAAUGGCUAAGCGAAAAGUCAGAAAAAAUACCAAAAAAACUGGAAAUGAUAAAAACAACGGCGAUCUAGAUGAAGUUCGAUUAGAAAAGAAAGAAGAUGCAUUUCAAGACCAUGAAGUUGAACGUCAAAGCGCUGCAAUCAGGGCCCUUCGUGAUGUGGAGAUUGAACAAUUACGUACUAUGUUACGGCUUCUUCGUUCCUAUUUCAGCAAGGAACAGUUGCAAGUUCCUGUACUGCAGUUUUUCAAGGAAAACCUUCCAAAUCUAUCUAUUGCAAAGGAUGGGAAAGAUGGACAGUAUGAUGUGCAAUGGAAAGACAAGGAUUACAACUUAUCUAUGAACAAUGCUGAUGAAAGAACUAUACAUAAUUCUCUUCUACGUCAUCUGUCAAUGGUUUAUCCUGAUUGCUCUGCUGCAAUGCCAUCUUUUGGUGGCUUUGAGUUUUCAAAUAAAUCUGUGAAAACAAGCCUUUUUGAUGCUGAUAAUCUGCAGAAAAGGAGUCUUGUCUUGGAAGAGCCAUCUGAUACUCAAAUGUUAGAACUGCAGGAUGGUCUAAAAACUCCCAAUAUGAAUAAUCAGAGGUUGUCAAUUGGGGUGACACCCAAAACUCUAAGGCUUCCUAAGCCCGGGGAGAUGCUUCUUUCUGUGCAUGGCUCGCCACUUGGUGUUUAUAAAGAAGACAAUAUGGAAACAAUACAGGAGUUGGAAGAUGGAUGAAUGGAAAGUGAAGCUCAAUCACUGUAGUUGAGAUAUUGUUGAUUUGUGGUGAGAUCUCCCUUUGCAUUUUCACCAUUCUGUCGUCGUUGACUAGUAAAUAAAUAGUCCAGCAUAAUAUAGUACUGGAAACUUGUAAUCAAUUCUGUUAGCACCUAAGAUUCUUUUAUCCAAACAUAUGUAGUAUUUGUGAGGCAUAGAUGGUAUAAUGAACAAAACUUUAGCUUCUUUUCUUCAUUGACACUAUGUUGUAUUAUCCUAUCUUACCUACUAAACAUGUCAUUAGUAGUUAAGGGAUGGAUGCCUGAAUCCCUGCUUCAUUGAUUUUGAGUUCAACAGGUAGUGUUCUAUCUUUUGAUGGCCCA